Molecule: messenger RNA, 4862 nt
Organism: Haliotis rufescens (red abalone)
Lineage: Eukaryota; Metazoa; Mollusca; Gastropoda; Lepetellida; Haliotidae
Product: synergin gamma-like
Exons: 19
Coding region: 225-4499 (1424 amino acids)
Cellular component (GO): clathrin coat of trans-Golgi network vesicle
Molecular function (GO): protein binding
Source: RefSeq, a predicted model, not a curated record
CUCUCUUGCUUUGAUGUGGGCUUUACACCCCUACAAGCUAUUGAAACAUGUGCGAACUGUUUUCACACACAGAAACUAAACAGAAUGAUCUGUUUGGAAACAUAGCAUACACUUACAGAAACAUGAGAGAAACAAACAAACAUGCAUCCAACCUGUGAUGACAGUCCUUUUGUCCACAGAUACUGUAGCCAGUGGUAGCUUCAACACAAGCUAAAGCCAGAGGGAUGCGAUUUCCUGGUCACCAGCAGCCAGGAGCAGUUCCUGGGUAUGGCAUGAUGCCCAACAUGGGGGGCCAGUUUGUGGGCCCCGGGAUGCAGCCCGGAGGAUACCCCAUGAUGCAGCAGCAGAUGAUGGCUGCCCCUGGGGUCAUGCCCCAGAUGUUCCAAAUGCAGCAGAUGGGAAUGAGAGGAGUUGCCCCCCCUCCCUACACCCCGCAGAUGGCGCAGAAAUUCCGCAUGAGAACUGGUGCGGUGUCGAUGCGCCCCAAGGAGUUGAGUGAGAAGGAGCGACAGUUCCAGCUGCAGCAGCAGCGUCUCAAGCAGUUUGGGAAGCCCGGCGCCAUCACUGCCGAUGCUGACAGACUUAUAGCCAACAUGUUUGGAGCGGAGAAGCCCAAGACGAGAAUGUCCCCAAAGCCUCAACAACAAGCUCCCAACUCAACAGAGGACGACGGAUUCGGUGACUUCAUGCAGGGCCCGUCCCGCCAAUCAUCGUCAUCGAUGACCACUCCUCCAGCCAACCUUGCUCCAGCAGACGGCGGUCAGCUUGGCCCAAGCAUGCUCCCACCCGGCCCAAGCAUGCUCCCUCCCGGCCCAAGCAUGCUCCCACCUGACCCAAGCAACAACAGACCUUCAAGUGUAACUGUAGGUCCACAGGCUGAAAAGAGGCCGAAGGAGGAAAAAAGAGCCCCCGACCUGAUGGCCAUGAUGAUGCAGUGCUCCGACCUGAACGCCCCUCAGAGAGCCAAGCAGUUCCACAAGCCGUCCCUGAAGGAGGUCCAGGUGGAGCAUCUCUCCAACAUCCCUUCCUUCCACCAGAGCGACUCGUCACGUCACUGGACAGGGCAUGACAACCUAGAAGGACUCUUUGCCACAGAACCUCCCCCUCCCCCUCCAGUUGUCAAGACAACCAAGAGACGCCAUUCAUCUGGUGCGGGUAAAGCCAUAGUGGCCAAGACAAGUGCCGGUUUACCUGUGUGGUGUGAGCUACCUGAUGAUCAGCUCCCCCCUCUGUACAGACAGGUGAUGGAGGCAGCCACAGUAGAGGGGAAGUUAGAGACAGACCGUGUCUACCCGAUACUGAUGAUGAGCGGCCUACCGCGGGAAAUGUUGGGUUUGAUCUGGCAGAUGGCUAACAAGGACACUCCAGGGCAGCUGUCUAAACCCGAACUGUUUGCAGUGCUCGCUAUUAUUGCUCUCACACAAAACAACUACACUGUUGCUUCUCUGGACAUCCUGCUGAGAUGUCCUCAGCCGCCGGUACCAUUCCUUGGCCCACAGUCUGUUGCCAUGCCAACACAACCACCAGCCAAUCAGGGCCAGGUUCCAGUGGCAGGUCAACCAAUGGGACCGCACAUACCUGGUAACCAGGCAACAGUGGCACCCAGUGGGGAGGCCAUGAUGACCAAUACUCAAGGACAGUGGAUGGGUCCUCAACCCGGGGCGCAGACCGCAGCCACCAUUCCUCACACCAAUGUUCCAGCUCAAGGUGGUCCGGCCAUGCCUCCCCUCAACCACAUGGCUCCUCCCCUUGGCUUCCAGCAUGCUCCGCCUCCAUACCAAGCCCCGCCCCAGCAAGCUCCGCCCCCAGAGCCUGUCCCCACCCUCCCUGUGGCAGAUGAAGACUUCGCUGACUUUCAAACAGCCCCAGCACCCACACAGGCUGUCAGAAAAGGAGCAGAUGACAGUUAUGGCGACUUUAUUGGUGGGGCACCAGCAGUAUUACCGACACCACCUCCCAUUAAGGAAGAAAAACCACCUUACAUCAUAUCUGCUCCAAAGCUGGAUCCUGAGAUGGAGACGAUAUCACCGGAUGACAAAUACAACUCCAACGUCAGGAGCUUCUUCUGCAGCAGCGACUCCUCCACCGCCCAUCCCUCUAAGCACGACUCAGAUCCGAAAGGACACAGCACUCCAAGCCUGGAGGAUGAGGACUACACCGACUGCAGGGACAGCAGUCAGGUCAGCACCUCCGAGCAGUCCGAAAAUGAAGACAUCCGAGCAUUUGAGUCCUACGUGGAGGAGUUCCAUCGCAAGAAAGAACUACGGGAAACCAAAAGUCCUAAGCAUAGAUCUAUUGCUCCUCCAACUAGUCACAUCGUGCAGCCUCAACCAAAGAUCCCAGCUUUACCUUUCCCAUCCAUACCCCCUUUGACACAAGGGCCAAGACCGACAGGUUCUGAUGACUUCACAGACUAUAAAUCUGCCCCGAAAGGGUCCAGCUUGUUCCGACCUGUACCCAAGAAUGUGUACGCUAGUCAGGCAGCUCAUGCAGAGAAGACUGUGAAUGCAGCAGCCCAGAAGCUGGCAACUGAGGCUGAGUUUACAGAUUUCCAAGAAGCUCCCCCAGCAGCUCAUAGAGCAGGUCCUUCUGAUUCUGACUUGAUGGGAGAGGAGGACAAGUAUAAUGCACUUCGGGUCCUCUGCGUUGAUGAAGCUCCAGAAAAAGAAGUUCCAACAGAGCCUCAGCCAAAGGAAGAGGACUUUGCCAACUUUGAUGAACAAGGGGAAGACUGGUCUGGGUUCACAGAAGGUCCUUCAGAGUCCACUGAUAAGGAUCUGGGUAGAGGUCAGUCUUCGGCUUCUAUAGACAAUGCAUCAAUAUUAAGCUUGUUUGGUUCAGACAGAGGGGAGGACAAGGGAGAAGAAUGGGCCGAUUUUGAAGCAGCAAGUGCUCCUCCUCCUGAUGACCAUAAACCAGCUCCUUCUGAAGAUUGGGCAUCUUUUAAUCAUUCCGAAUCAAAUGUUGAUGCAACUGAUACAGAUUUAGAAAUGAAAGCCACGUUGCCUAAUUCAUCUGAUUUUCAACAAGGUUUUGCUGUGGAGAGGAUAUCAAAGACUGAUAGUGACUGGGGUGGGUUUGCUCAGUCAGACAUCCCAGCCUCUGAGGUGCAAGAAACACAAAGUGACUGGUCCGACUUUCACUCUGGACAAGACAGUUCCAAUAUACUGACUGUUAAGAAGGAGAACUUACAAACAACGGAAGUGCUAGGUGUUUUUAAGGUUAGGGAUGAACCGAAUGCCAGUUACAAGUUAUCAAAAGACUCAUCAAAAACCUUGCGUAUGCCUUCUCUUGAAUCAGACAUCGAUGACGACCGCAUUCCUCCACCGAUGGAUCAUUUAGACGACGAGGAUGACAGUAAUGCAUUCUCCAGAGGGUAUGACCUUGAUGACAUGGUUCGUCAUACAGCUGUUACUACAGUUUACAGCAUGUAUGCAGUGACAUCCCAUAACUACAGUGCUUCGAAGCACAAACAGGAGCUCAAGACUACAGACUCUAUACGUAAUAGUGAAGAAAGGGGGCACAGCAUGUCCCCCGAUAUCCAGAUGACUGAAACAGACAGCUCUUCUUCCAAGGACAUGGACAGCUGGGGAUGGAAGGACAAGUGUCAAGGGGUUCGGGAAGACUCGCAGUCUAUUUCUAGUCUUGAGUUUCCAAUUUCUAAGGGUGUGUCAGCUCAGAAGGACUCAGACAAUGGUGGCACUGACAGUCAGUCAGUGUCCAGUGUUGAGUUUGGGAACUUUGAAGGGUCAUCACGUGCCCCGGCCAGUGCGGAGUCUAAGUCAGUGGACAGCCUGGAGCUGUAUAAAAAGGAGGAGGGCUUCAUGGAGGAAGGUCAGCAGAAUGGGGAGACUCAAGGGACACUAAGUCAGCCGGUGAUGGCCCAGACACUGCUGGUAGGCGGAGGUGAGAUGCGGGCGCUGGCCGACCGGUACAACAUCGACGGGGAGACACAUGGGAGCAACAAUCAUGAGUACCAGUGGGAACGUUGUUUCGACAAUUGUUGCCGCAUGAUCAAAGAUGCCAACAACAUCUUCAACUCUGUCAGCCGGUCAGCUGUCUGUAACGAGGUCAUCAAGUCAUCCCAGGGGUCAGAGUAUGUCAACGGCAUCAUUGAGAUCUACCGUGUGUCCUGUCGAAUCAUGGCAGCAAUGACAGGGUCAGGUAUAAAGACAGCCUCCCUGGAGCGGCUCCUGAAGGACAUUGACCUGGCCUGGAACAACUUGACUGCCUUCUUUGUUGGAGCCUCUGUGCUGCCGGAACCAACGACCCUCAACUUCUUUCAUGCGAUCAUCAAAUCUGACAGUGAUGUGGCUCAACACAGUGCUUGUGGUGUCUGUCUCCUGGAUGUGGAUGCCCGCUCCAAGUCAUUCCAACAGAAUGAAGAGAUUACCAAGUUGACGUACGGGGGCCGGCAGUAUCACGCUCCCUGUGCCAACUUCUGGAUCAACUGUGUCGACUCCACAUUACCUGCCCUCAAGCUUCCUGAACUGUUAUAACAUUGACUCCCAUAGAACUGUCAUAACACAGACUUCAAAGCUGUUAUAACAAUUACUGUAGUAGAACUGUUAUAACAUGGACUUUAGAGCUGUUAUAACAAUUACUGUAGUGGAACUGUUAUAACAUGGAUUUCAGAGCUGUUAUAACACUCUAGUAGAACUGUUAUUACAAUGACUUUAGAACUGUUAUAACACUGACUCCGGUAGAACUGUGAUAACACGGACUUCAGAGCUGAUAUAACAAUUACUGUAGUAGAACUGUUAUAACACAGACUGCAGAGCUGUUAUAACACUGACUCCCGUAGAACUGUUAUAACACUGACUCCAGUAGGAAUGGGAUAACACAGACUUCAGAGCUGUUAU